This is a messenger RNA of Monascus purpureus, 756 nucleotides long. NCBI's taxonomy places the organism in Eukaryota, Fungi, Ascomycota, Eurotiomycetes, Eurotiales, Aspergillaceae. The record is from the annotation of a GenBank genome assembly.
AUGGCGACACUCGGUACAGUACCUUCAAAUAUCCCGCCAAAUCCCACUGUCUACGUUCGCAACCUCGAAGAAAGGAUCAAGAUCGAUCAACUCAAGGAGGCUCUUCAAGAGAUCUUUUCCGAAUAUGGAAAUAUUAUCGAGAUAGUCGCGAAAAGGAACCUAAAGGCCAAGGGCCAGGCCUUUAUCGUAUUUGACAAUGUCGAGUCAGCGUCUCGGGCUAUUGAUGAGGUCAAUGGAUUCGAACUUUUCGAUAAGCCGAUGGUGCUUGAUUAUGCGAAAACAAGGAGCGACGCUACUGUUAUGCGGGAAGGGGGACCAGAUGAGUUUGAGGUUCAUAAGCGGAGGAGGUUAGCUGAGAAAGAGCGCAGACAAGCCCAGGAAGCCCUCGAGGCCCAAAAGAAACUCAAACGCCCAACCGGCGCCCCUGAUGUCGCUCGUCCAGCAAAGGCCGCCAAGGGAGCUGGUCUCAAACCAAGCACCGGCGCAGCAGCAGCAGUUAUCCCAGAUGAAUAUCUCCCCCCGAACAAGAUCCUGUUCUUGCGGGAUUUGCCCGACAACGCCGAUCAAGAGAGCCUUACUGCCGUCUUUGGCCGUUUCGAGGGGUUCAAGGAAGUCAGAUUGGUACCUGGGCGGAAAGGAAUCGCUUUCGUCGAGUAUGAGAACGAAUCUGGAGCUAUCAGUGCGAAGGAAGCUACGUCCGGAAUGCCUAUGGGAGAUGCUGGGAAGCCUAUUCGGGUUACCUACCAGAGACAGUAA